Messenger RNA from Musa acuminata subsp. malaccensis (wild Malaysian banana), 1493 nucleotides. Its product is annotated as chromophore lyase CRL, chloroplastic. Gene Ontology annotation, molecular function: lyase activity. Gene Ontology annotation, biological process: protein-phycocyanobilin linkage. NCBI's taxonomy places the organism in Eukaryota, Viridiplantae, Streptophyta, Magnoliopsida, Zingiberales, Musaceae. The record is from RefSeq and is a predicted model, not a curated record.
CUCUAUUCGAACGGUUCUCGGCGUCGAUUCCUCUUGGACGACGCGUGGCGGAGUCGAAGGGGAACGGACGAGGAGGGAGGAUGGGGACGGGCACGGAGGAGCCGAGCAGCAGCGGGGGCGGGUCCGCAAGCCGCGCGCGAGGGCUCGCCGUGAAGGCGCUCGUACUGCUGGGCGGCGCAUUGCUGCUUAAGUGGCUGAGGAAGUCCACCACCCGAUGGGAUCACGCCCGCGCCGUCGCCGAUUCCCUCAUCGGAGAGAAGUUCUCUCGAGAGCAGGCUCGCAGGGAUCCCGCUGGCUAUUUCAAUAUGAGAACACUCACAUGCCCAGCGACAGAGAUGGUAGAUGGCUCAAGGGUUUUAUACUUUGAGCAGGCAUUUUGGAGAACUCAUCAGAAACCUUUUCGACAAAGAUUUUAUAUGGUGAAGCCUUGCCCAAAAGAGAUGAAAUGUGAUGUUCAGUUGAGUUCUUAUGCAAUAAGAGAUGUGGAAGAGUACAAAAACUUUUGUGACCGUCCGAAGGAUCAGAGACCACAGCCUGAGGAGGUUAUUGGGGAUAUCAUAGAACAUCUAACAACUGUUCAUCUCUCACGAUGUGAACGUGGAAAGCGCUGUUUAUACGAAGGUUCAACUCCACCCAGCAGCUAUCCCAAUUCAUGGAAUGGCGCAUCAUACUGUACGUCUGAGCUUAUAGUUCACAAGAAUGGUGAAGUGCAUACUUGGGACAGAGGCUAUGAUGAUGAAGGCAAUCAGGUCUGGGGUCCAAAGGCAGGUCCUUACGAAUUCAAACCUGCAACACCACCGUCAAGCUACGACUACAUGUUUUCACCUUUGAACUUACCCUCUGUGUUGGCAUUGGAGAAGACAUGCUUUCACCUUUGAACUUACCCUCUGCAUUGGCAUCCGAGAAGACGACGGAUAUCUCUUUUGCAGUCGGGUUCAUGAUGUAAUCCUGUUGGCAUUUAAAAUUUUAUUCUAUUUUUCAAAUAUUUGUUCUCCUCACGAACGAAAGAACGUUCCGAGAACACUGUUGAGUUAACCGCUCAGCAUGAGCGAGAGAUGCCCGGUUUGGCAGAAUCUCCACCUCACAGCAAGAAGAAACCCGAACUCUUUGGGCGUACUGUUUUCUUGGAUGCUGUGGUCCAUUGGAAUUUGGUUCCUGUUGUCACGCUAGAGGACGAAGGUCAGCAGUCAAGACAGGAAUGCUUAUACAAAUGAUCGAUUAUGCCCUGUCAAAGGAGAAUUUGGCCUAUAAUGAAGAAGAUGGUGGAGGAUUGUACAUAGCACAGCAGUUGCUUCAAGAUGAGGCAGAGAAAUUUAUAUGGGGCAUGAUAAAAGUGAAGGGUAGAGAUAUAAGUGAGCGAAGAAAUGGGAAGAAUGUACUUCGCUUCCUUCUUCUGUUUGCCAUCAUAUAAUGCUCGAGAUUGGAGCAAACUACAACAAUUAAUUACUUUUGCAUUAGUUAAUCAAUCAGCUGCUCUGUCGGGUUAUGGUUUA